Messenger RNA from Micromonas pusilla CCMP1545, 2712 nucleotides. RefSeq lists its product as uncharacterized. Gene Ontology annotation, cellular component: cytoplasm. Gene Ontology annotation, biological process: cellular response to heat. Gene Ontology annotation, molecular function: ATP hydrolysis activity; ATP binding. The coding region runs from base 52 to 2712 and encodes 886 amino acids. The transcript is spliced from 2 exons. NCBI's taxonomy places the organism in Eukaryota, Viridiplantae, Chlorophyta, Mamiellophyceae, Mamiellales, Mamiellaceae. The record is from RefSeq and is a predicted model, not a curated record.
ACGGACCGGCACUUUUCAGCUGCUGGAACCAACAAGUUUCUCUUUCAUAAAAUGACCUCGGAUGUUGAAAGAGUCCGAGUCGCGCUAAUGAUGUCGGCGGGUGUGACCACCGCCGCUGUACUCGUGCUAUCGAGCAAGACCGUGCGCGGAGCGAUCGCGGGCACACUUAAGAGUGUCGCUUCAACUAUUCAGCCCACAGAACUGAUAGAGGCAUUUGAUAAGUCCGACACACCUGUGAUUAACACGAAGAUGACGAACAUAUCAUCAGUACAGUCGCAGGCGAGUGAACCUUUGAAUACUGGUAUUCCGCAUGAUAUUGCUCCUAAGAACAUGACCACGACCGGUACUCUCGGGGUCCGUGGGGACGACCCUGAUGAAGAACUUUCUGCACUUGAGAGGUUUUGCACAGAUGUCACUGAAGAAGCUAAACAAGGUGUUCUUGAUCCGCUCGUCGGCCGUGACGAUGAGGUCCGUCGGCUCGUCCACAUACUUUGUCGGCGAACGAAAAACAAUCCGAUCCUGCUAGGUCGACCAGGUGUCGGUAAGACCGCUAUCGUUGAAGGCCUGGCGCAGCGAAUCGUUGCCGGUGACGUUCCAACGUCUCUUCUCGGUGCACGUCUCCUUGAACUUGAUCUCGGCGCUGUCGGCGCAGGAUGUCAGAUGCCAGGCGAGUUCGAAGAACGACUUUCUAUCGUUGUGUCUGAGGUCGUUGAGGCUUCACAAAAGGGGGGGAUAAUUAUGUUUAUUGAUGAUAUCCACAACCUGUGCCCCCCCCCCCCUGGGGGUAACAACGGAGCGGCUAUACUGAAACCAGCACUUGGACGUGGAUUAUUGAAGUGUAUUGGUGCGUCAACAGUCGAGAAGUUCAAGAAGUCGAUAGAACAAGAUGCUGCCCUUGAGCGUCGCUUUCAACAAGUCCCUGUCGCAGAACCUGACAUCGCGCAAACUGUGUCUGUUCUCCGUGGACUGCGACCACGAUAUGAGACGCAUCAUUCUAUCAAAAUACACGAAUCUGCAGUGGUUGCCGCUGCGAAGCUUGCCUCGCGCUAUGUGCAAGGUCGUUGCCUUCCCGACAAAGCUAUUGACCUUCUCGAUGAAGCGGCAGCUGCUGUUCGCAUGCAAAAGUCCCUCAAGCCUGAAGAUCUCGAUGUAGUUGAUCGUAAAAUGAGCCAGCUUUGUAAGGAACGCGAUCAGAUUAAAGCAAGACUCAUUGAGGAUAUGCACAAGCAUGGUUCAGGCGGCAAAAUGGCAGCAUCAUGCUUGCAUGAGCUAAAUGAGGAGCUUGUCAGGGAACGCACCAAACAGCAGAAAUUGCUCAGAGACUUGGAAAAGGAAAAAAAGGCAAGUCGUGAGUACAAACGAGCGACAGCGGAACUUUCUUUUAGCGAGCGCCGCCUAGUAAAUGCUCACGAGAAGCAGCGUCAGGCUGCCGAUAACGUGAAGAAGGUAACAGUGGCAUUGCAGCGGGCCCAGGAUACAGACAAUCAGGCAGAAGUUUUAGAGGCAAAAGCUGCAGCUACUCGGGCUGAGCAAGAUGCUAAGCUUGCUGACAAGGAGACACUUCACCUUUCGGAGAUAAUUGCCAGGGCCAAGGUGGAAUGCACUAAAGCAGAAGAGGAGAUCAUGAGUAUCAGCGAAGGAAAUGGGCUCAUGACGAAAGACGAGGUUACAGAUGUUGACAUCGCUACGGUUGUAAGCCGCUGGACUGGCGUCCCAGUAGCAAAGCUUGUUGCAUCAGAGAAAGCCAAAUUACUUCAAUUAGACGCAGAGCUUCACCAGCGCGUCAUAGGGCAGGAUCAUGCCGUGACCUCGGUCGCGGAGGCUGUCCAGCGAUCUCGGGCUGACUUGUCUGAUCCGAAUGGUCCUGUGGCCUCUUUUAUGUUCCUUGGUCCCACCGGCGUGGGCAAGACAGAACUUGCCAAGGCACUUGCCAACUAUCUUUUCAAUAGCGAUAACGCACUUAUCCGCCUGGAUAUGUCUGAGUACAUGGAAAAACACUCUGUAGCCCGUCUCAUUGGUGCCCCACCAGGUUACAUCGGCUAUGAUGAGGGCGGUAUGCUCACAGAUGCUGUGCGUCAGAAGCCCUAUUCAAUAGUCUUGUUUGACGAGAUUGAGAAGGCGCACGUAGAUGUAUUCAACGUUCUACUGCAACUGCUUGAUGAGGGUCACGUGACAGAUACCCAAGGCCGGACUGUGUCCUUCCGCAACUGUCUCAUUAUUAUGACUUCAAACCUUGGCAGCGAUGAAAUAGCAUUUGGUGAUAGAGGCAGGCGUGGUCGCCGUGGACCCGGUGAGAUGAAAGAUAAAGUAAUGGCUCACGUCCGCGCACAUUUUCGCCCUGAAUUCAUUAAUAGGCUUGACGAGUUCAUCGUUUUUGAACCGCUUUCGCAUUCGCAGAUAAUGGAAAUAGUUCAGUUGCAGUGUAACAAGUUAGUGGAGCGUGUUGAAGGUCAGCGCAUGAAACUGGAUUUGCAACCAAGUGCGAUUGAUUACCUUGCACGCAAAGGAUUUGAUCCUACGUAUGGCGCCCGUCCUGUCAAGCGCGCCAUUCAGUCUGAACUCAUACAGAACAUGGCAAACAAAUUAUUGCGAGGUAUUUUUCAAGAAGAUGACACCAUUGUUGUGUCUGCAGAUAAAGAUGGUCUUGCACUUACGACAGGACCAAAGAUCGUGCGCGAUGUGCCAGUGUUACUUGAUGAUGCAACCUACUAG